Messenger RNA from Anolis sagrei ordinatus, 469 nucleotides. RefSeq names its product insulin like 5 (gene INSL5). Lineage: Eukaryota; Metazoa; Chordata; Lepidosauria; Squamata; Anolidae. Gene Ontology annotation, biological process: positive regulation of feeding behavior. Gene Ontology annotation, molecular function: G protein-coupled receptor binding; hormone activity. The record is from RefSeq and is a predicted model, not a curated record. Gene Ontology annotation, cellular component: extracellular region.
GUCCCCAUCUUCUUCCCUGCUCUGCUUAAUCAGAUACUCUUCUGCCAAAAUGAAGGCUGUGGUCCUGGGGUUGCUUUUGCUCUCUUUCUUCCUGGCUAUCUCUGAAGUAAAAUCUGAAGGGGCUCCAGUCAGACUCUGCGGGAGAGACUUUGUCAGGGCAGUCGUCUUUACCUGUGGAGGAUCCCGCUGGAGAAGACAACUGAAUGGCUUCCCAAAUGGUCUCAUAGAUCAAGACGUUCACUGUCAUUUAUCAGUUGUUAUCAAUAUCUCAACAGGUACUGAGGAAAAUUAUAUCCAGAAGCCGGAGUCGCAAAGCAAAGAAUUCAUCCAGUCCAGGGCGGAGACUGAAAGAGAUCUGCAAGGCCAGCAACAAAAGUCUAUCCAUAAAAGGCAUGAGGAUGUGAUGCAACUCACAAUCUCUUGCUGUGCUGUUGGCUGCAGCGAAAACUCUAUAAGUACGCUAUGCUAA